Messenger RNA from Cydia amplana, 1469 nucleotides. RefSeq names its product nuclear distribution protein nudE-like 1 (gene nudE). Gene Ontology annotation, biological process: establishment of mitotic spindle orientation; microtubule nucleation; vesicle transport along microtubule. Lineage: Eukaryota; Metazoa; Arthropoda; Insecta; Lepidoptera; Tortricidae. Gene Ontology annotation, molecular function: microtubule binding. The record is from RefSeq and is a predicted model, not a curated record. Gene Ontology annotation, cellular component: kinetochore; kinesin complex; centrosome. The coding region runs from base 231 to 1352 and encodes 373 amino acids. The transcript is spliced from 7 exons.
GUUGCAAUUGGCAUUUUACUUGUUUUUGGAUGAGCAAAAACUGUGUCACAUUUUGCGUUUUAACGGCUUCUAACAGUCUUAGUAACAAUUUAGUAUUUUGUGUAGAUACUCAUUUUAAAAUAGUACAUCUUUUGAUUAAUAUUAGCUACAUGAGUGUGGUGUAAAUCCCAUAACAUACUUUUGUUAUGAUAAAGGUUUACCCUUGAGUAUUUUUUUGGAACAUAGAAAACAUGGAACCUCCGCGACAAUCAGAAUCAGAUACUGUGGAAUACUGGAAGAAACAAGCUAAACACUAUGAGCAAAAGGCAAUUGAUAUGCAACAAGAGUUGGACGAGUACACGGAAAAUUCAGCACAGUUGGAAAAAGAACUUGAAGCUUCACUCUUACAAGUUGAGAAACAGAACAGAGAUCUAGAACAUCAAAAUCAGCGGCUAAAAAAUGAAAUAGAAUCACUAAAGAAUAAAUUAGAAAGAAGUCAACAUGAAACAAAUGCAUUGGAAAAUGAAGUGCAAUCUCUCAAAAUAGAGCAGGACAAAAAAGCUGAAUACAUCAGAGAGUUGGAGCAAAAAAAUGAUGAUUUGGAAAGAGGGCAAAGGGUUGUAUCUGAAUCAGUGUCUUGCAUAGAGGCAUUGUUAAAUCAGGCAUAUGAAAGAAAUGCUGUUUUAGAAAGUGAAGUUGAUGAAAUAGAAACACUAAAAGUGAGAUUACAACGAGCUACAGAUGAAGCUAGAGAUCUGAAGCAGGAACUGAAAGUAGUAGAAAAAAUCCCAGUGCACAGAAAGGAAGAUGAUAGUACAAAUGAAAAUGCAUUGGUCAAUGGGCACAACACUUCCGCCAGAGCAGUGGAAACAGAAACCCAAACGGGCUUACCUUCACCACAUAAACGCGAAAUCAAUGGAAAUGCCAUGACACCGUCAGCCAGAGUAUCCGCUAUCAACAUUGUGGGUGAUUUGCUCCGUAAAGUUGGGCUUGAAAGGUUUCUUUGCCGUGAAUGUGGUAUGAUCAAAUGCUCGUGUGACGGUCAACCUCCAGACUUGAGUGAUGCCGCCAAGUCAACCGAGAUCUCCCAUGCCUGCGAUAAUACCGAUAACAGCAUAGACGCUUCCAUAGAAUAUAGAAACCCUAAAGUGUUCAUUCGACAAUCUUCUGGGCCCGAUCCAAUAACAGAAAAACAUCAGUUAAAGCACAGAUCCUCAGAGGAAGGAUUUUCUAGGCCCGGCGUGGGAGAGAAUGGGAAAUUGAGACGAUCUUUCGCUGUGAGGUCUAGGGAGGGGCUUGAAAACCUGUUGAGCUUCGCCUCUAUUCGGAAUGGACAGCCGCGAGCCAAGCCAAAGCAGACUUUAGCACGAUAACAUAUACCUGUAGUAGUGAAUUGUCUUGUGGCUCGUACACAAAUACCUGUUUAAUACUACCCAGAAGGGUCACCUCUGCUUCUAAGAAUAUUAAAUACUUAGAUGGAAAAAUUGUUG